Molecule: messenger RNA, 3523 nt
Organism: Leucoraja erinaceus (little skate)
Lineage: Eukaryota; Metazoa; Chordata; Chondrichthyes; Rajiformes; Rajidae
Product: proton-coupled zinc antiporter SLC30A1-like
Exons: 2
Coding region: 454-1683 (409 amino acids)
Biological process (GO): zinc ion transmembrane transport; detoxification of zinc ion; intracellular zinc ion homeostasis
Cellular component (GO): membrane
Molecular function (GO): zinc ion transmembrane transporter activity
Source: RefSeq, a predicted model, not a curated record
GAUGCUGCCUCACCCGCUGAGUUUCUCCAGCAUUUCUGUCUACCUUCGAUUGUUCCAGCAUCUGCAGUUCUUUCUUAAACACGAAGUGCUGGAGUAAUCUCAACUGGUCAGGCAGCAUUUCUGCAGAGCAUGGGCAGGUCGGCACCAUUCUUCAGACUGCACUGUUUUUGUUUCGAGGUUACACACAGCGUAAAGUUCCCGCGAGUUGGAGAUGGGUUAAAAUAUUUUAAUUAUCUGGGCUCGUGAGUAGGAGUUGCAAGCUAGCAGAGGCGGAAAAUCACAACCUUGGAGGCAAAGGAUGAAGUUUUCAAUGCACGAAGGAAUUCCGUGAUUUGGUUUUGAAAGUGUUGUUAUUUAUUCCGUCCUGAGCCCUGGUUUCGUGCGGAGAGGGCUUGCUUUGGACCCGUGUGCAUCCGACACCGGGUGCAUAAACUUCGAAGGAGAGAGUGGAGAAUGCAAAAGAGGCACCGCUCGUGUUGGGGCGCCGUGGCUCUGCAUCUGAUGCUUGCAUUUACCCUGGCGGUCUGGCUGUUGCAACUGAGUGCGAGCAAAGUGUGCUGCUCCCUCGCCCUGCUCUCUCAGUCCUUUCACACCUUCUCCACGCUGCUGGGUCUGUGCACGCUGCAGGUGUCUCGGAGGCUCAACUGGGCCGGCCGGGUCCACAAUCGGGCCAAGAACACCUUCGGCUGGCUGAGGGUGGAGCCGCUGGGCGCCCUGGUGCAAGGCGUGUUCCUCACUGGCCUCUGCUUCGCCGCCCUGGGGAAAACGGUGGAGAGCUUGUUGCAACCUCGCCCAGUCCGACGCCCCGAGGUCCUAGUGGGGGUCGGGUUAACCAGUCUCCUGAUCGACCUGGGCAGUUUCUACAUCUUCAGAGGAGCAAACAACGCACAAGACUGGCCCUCCGCAGACACGGGUUGCAAGCGCGAAAACAAAGAACUUCUCAGUGAGACGCUGACCGAUGUCCCGGGACGAAGCAAGAGCUGGUGGGGAGAGGAUUUGGAGGAGCCCGGGGCCGUGGGCGAAGAGCUGCGCCUGGAUUGUCAGAGGGCUUCACCGCGGGUGCUGGCGGAUGCCCCGAUCUCGGUUCUGUUGCUGUUGAACGCGUUGGCUCAUUACACAGCCUGGUCCUCCUGUUCCGUGGGACAGUGCAAGGGGGAGGAGGAGAGUGCCUGGCCCUGCUGGCUGUUGCUGUACCUGGACCCGGCCCUGGGUCUCGGUGUGGUCUCCAGGGCCAUGUGGGUGUCCUGGCCCCGGCUGAAGGAGUCGGCGCUGCUGCUGCUGCAAGCAGUGCCCGGGGGGCUGGAUGUGCGGCGGCUGCGGGAGCUGCUGCUGAGACAGGACGGGGUGGAGGCCGUGCAUGAGUUGCAUGUGUGGCGGCUGGCUGGCAGGCGGCUGGUGGCCAUGGCCCAUGCCCGGUGCCGGGAUGCGGGCACGGCCGGGAGGCUGGCCGCCUUCCUCCGGCGGGAGGGGAUGGCGGCAGUCACGGUGCAGCCGGAGGUGGGCGAGGACCGGGGGCUGGGGUGUGAGCUGGCGUGCGGGCAGCGCUGCGCCCACAGGCUGUGCUGUGCGGGGGACCAGCAGCCCCACCAUGACUGGGGCAGCCCGGCAUCGAGGCACAACUCCCUGCUCGCAGAGUCUCCUCUCUCAGCCUACAACAGCACUGAGUGUGAGACAACCGUCUAAUGCAGCACCAGGGCACUCGUGGGGAUAUGGAGCAAGUACACAUGCAGAAUUGUAGCACAUACUGUCCCACUGUUUAGUUUCCUUAUGAUUCAACCCUCCCCCUCAAACAGUGGCAGCUUCUAGAUGAACUACCGUAAUAUUUUUCACACAGAGUGGUGAAUCUGUGGAAUUCUCUGCCGCAGAUAGUAGUUGAGGCCAGUUCAUUGGCUAUAUUUAAGAAGGAGUUAGAUGUGGCCCUUGUGGCUAAAGGGAUCAGGGGGUAUGGAGCGAAGGCAGGUGAUCAGCCAUGAUCAUAUUGAAUGGCGGUGCAGGUUCGAAGGGCCGAAUGGUCACCUCCUGCACCUAUUUUCUAUGUAACCUAAAAUGUUGCCGACAAAUUUUUCUGAAAUCAGAUGCUGCCCUAAUCAGCCGAGUUCCAUCAGCUGUCCUCAUAAUCAUACAUGGAAACAGGCCUUUCAGCCCAACUUGUCCAUGCUGACCAACAUGCCUCAUAUUAGCCCCUUCCAUUUGCUCCCAUUUGGCCCACAUCCCUCUAAACCUUUUCUAUCCAUGUACCCGUCCAAGGGUUUGCGGUUUCUUGUGCCACCAGUUUUCUCAUUAUUCUGAUUAAAGUGGAUAACCUCACAUUAUACUCCAUCUGCUAAUUUAUUUUUACCAAUUCAUUUAAACUCUGAAUGCACUUGCGCACUUUUGUAGCCUGCUUCACCAGCCACCUUUAUACCACUCGAUUUCAGUCGCUUCCUCUCCAUCAUUAACAUUGAUUGUACAUAGUUGAAGGUACCAUCACAUCCAUCACUGUGGCACCUCACUUGCUACAGCCCAUCAACUUGGAAAAUAACCAAUUCAUCCCAACUUUCACUUUUCUGUCGGUUAUCCAGUCAUCCAUUCAUGCUGAUAUAUUACCCACAGCACACUCGAGUUCCUUACCUUGAAUAGUCACCUAAGGUCACAGCCAUACAGUAUGGAAACAGACCCAUCGGGUCAACUAGCCCAUGCCGUCCAACAUGCCCCAUCGACGCUCGUCCCAACUGCCCCGCGCUUGACCCAUAACCCUCUAAACCUGCCCUAUCUAUGUACCAGUCCAAAUGUCUCUUAAGCGUACGAUAAUAUCUGCCUCAACUACCUCUUCUGGCAGCUCAACCCAUAUACCCGCCACCCUUUGUGUAAAAAAAGUUACCCCACAGGUUCCUAUUAAAUCUCCCCCCCCAGGUUCCUAUUAAAUCUCACCUUCCCCCACCCCACCCCCAAUUUAAGCCUAUGUCCUCUUGUUCCCGAUUCCCCCAACCUGGUUAAAAGACUGCAUUUGCCCCAUCUAUUCCUGUCAUGAUCUUGUACAUCUCUAUAAGAUCACCCCUCAUCCUCCUGCACUCUGGUUAUAUAGCACCUAAUGAAAUUGUUUUUAGAAUCCAAUAUACUUAUUAGUCUACUGACUCCCUUUUCAUAUACCUUGCAACGUGUUCUAAUAAUGCUAAUAAACUUGUCAAAUAUGAUUUCCCUUUUCUAAAAACACAUCGACUGAUUGUUAUUUUAAUAAUGGGUUGCACAUUUUUGCCUUUGGCAGAUAUCAAGCUAACUGGCUGUGGUUUCCCAAGAGCAGGUUGGAGACCCUCACCACAUUUAACACCAUGUGGCUUUGUACCCAAAGAGUGUCCAUCUACUGACUCCCGCAGACCAAGGAGGAUUAGGCUGGACAGCAAAUGUUCUCAAUUACGAUGGAUAGCCUGCACCUAUUUUCUAUGGGCACAGGUUAUUGAUUGGGGCUGAUCAGCCAUGAUCACAAUGAAUGGCGGUGCUGGCUCGAAGGGCCGAAUAGCCUCCUCCUGCACCCAUUUUCUAUGUG